This is a messenger RNA of Triplophysa rosa, 2871 nucleotides long. It is a transcript of the gene fntb, whose product is annotated as farnesyltransferase, CAAX box, beta. Bases 301 to 1410 code for a protein of 369 amino acids. The record is from RefSeq and is a predicted model, not a curated record. NCBI's taxonomy places the organism in Eukaryota, Metazoa, Chordata, Actinopteri, Cypriniformes, Nemacheilidae. The transcript is spliced from 12 exons. Gene Ontology annotation, cellular component: protein farnesyltransferase complex. Gene Ontology annotation, molecular function: protein farnesyltransferase activity. Gene Ontology annotation, biological process: protein farnesylation.
GUGUUUUCAAACAUCAUCAUGGAAGGAUCGUCUAUACCGCUGCGAUGUUUCCGUGAAUCGCACUCGUCUGAGCUUUUCAACGAUGACGGGGUGCAAACGGUGACCUCGAGAGAACAAGUGAGCUUAACUCGUAGUAUUAGUUAGCUAAUUGGUAUUAGCUUAGAGCUAACUGUCUAUGAGUGACACAGUGCAGUCUUUUUGCUGUAUGUUCUGCACGUGCAAGGAAUUAUACUUCUGCAUCCACCUCACCCGAAAAAAGUUGAACGCAGUAUUCAAGAGGUUUACAGUGUUUACCAGCAAAUGCACACCUCACCACAGCCUGCUCUGCUGAGGGAACAACACUAUCAUUAUUUGAAGAAAGGUUUACGCCAUCUUUCUGAUGCAUAUGAGUGUUUGGAUGCCAGCCGGCCUUGGCUCUGCUAUUGGAUCCUGCACAGCCUGGAGCUGCUAGAAGAACCCGUGCCGGCGGCAAUUGCAUCAGACGUGUGUCAGUUUCUGGCAAGGUGUCAGAGCCUGACAGGUGGCUUUAGUGGAGGUCCGGGUCAGCAUGCUCACCUUGCACCCACCUACGCUGCUGUUAACGCUCUUUGCAUCCUGGGCACAAAAGAGGCCUACAAUGUCAUCAACAGAGAGAAGCUCCUGGACUUCCUGUAUUCUGUGAAACAGCCAGAUGGCUCCUUUGUGAUGCAUGUGGGUGGAGAGGUGGACGUCAGGAGUGCAUACUGUGCAGCUUCCGUGGCUUCGCUCACAAAUAUUAUCACACCCACUCUGUUUGAUGGGACGCACCAUUGGAUUAUCAGUUGUCAGAACUGGGAGGGCGGUUUAGGUGGAGUCCCAGGACUUGAGGCACACGGUGGCUACACCUUCUGCGGCACCGCUGCCCUGGUCAUACUGGGCAAAGAACACAUGCUGGAUCUUAAAGCCUUGUUACGAUGGGUAACCAGCAAACAAAUGCGUUUUGAAGGUGGAUUUCAGGGCCGGUGUAACAAACUGGUGGAUGGAUGUUACUCUUUCUGGCAAGCAGGGCUUUUACCAUUACUCCACAGAGCUCUUUUCAAAGAAGGAGACUCAACGCUGAGUGUGAGUAGCUGGAUGUUUGAGAGAAAAGCCCUGCAAGAAUACAUCCUCCUCUGCUGCCAGAAUCCUGGUGGAGGCCUUCUGGAUAAACCCAGCAAGUCUAGAGAUUUCUACCACACGUGCUACUGUCUGAGUGGGCUCUCAAUAGCACAGCAUUUUGGAAACCAAGAUCUCCAUAAUGAAUUGAUCCUCGGUCGAGACGAGAACAGACUGGCACCAACUCAUCCAGUUUACAACAUCGGCCCGGAGAAGGUCGCCCAAGCGAAAGAACAUUUCCACCAGCUUCCGGUCCCAGUUUUCACAGGAGCUAUGAAUGAUACGGACCAGUCAUAGACUUUCUUUUCUAUUAAAGAUAUGUGAGGAAUUGAGCUAGCUUGAUCUGAAGCAGAGGCGUCAUCUGUAAAUGCUGUAGAGAGGAUUAUGUUGGUUUGUACUACAAAGAAAACACACCCGGGGUCUUUAUCUCCUAGUUUCAGCAUGGGAUUUUGAUUCUGGAGAAACAGUGGAGACUGACCUGCCAAGGUGUUACCAAUGCGCCAGUCAAUGAAAAUUUAUUUGCACAUACAGUACCAACUUGCUUUUGGUAAAUGUUUUCUGGAGUGUGUGUGGCAGUAGGGUUCUGGAUAGAAAUAAAGAAUUUGUAUUAUGAUUUAUACUCUUAUAGUCCUGAUUUCUGAAUUGAUAUUUUGCUGACUUUUGAUGCUAUUGAAUGGGGAACGGGUGCAACUAUCUAAAGUUGCUCACCACAUCAGUACUUAUACUAUUUUGUCAUUUUGGCUGCAGUGAAAUUAAUUUGUUUUAUGACCUUCUUGGGGUAAUUUAGUUUUACAAUUUUCACAUCAUUAAUGUUUGUUUAUGGUAUUGUGGCAGAAUGGUGCUGUAGGUGCAAAAGAAUCAUACGGCAUAUGUAAAGGAUAAAAUAGUUUUAUUUAUAUUCUCAUUGUAAAGGUAGGCCUCACCUUGCAAGACAACUGUUGGCAGUAUGUACAACAUACCUGUAAUUUCCAUGGAAUGGAAUCAGACAAAGAAAGACCUACUCAGUUUUACUAAUGUCCUAAGUGGAAAAUAGGGUAAAAGACAUACACAUACUCAAAAUGCAACUUCUGUGGUGUGCUGCAGUCAAAUUUCUGAUCAACAUUUAGAACAUUUAUCUUAAAAGUCACAACAUGAAUCUACUUUCAAUAUUUCAUGGGGAAACCAGUUUUGGAACGUUCAUAUUCCCAAUAUGGAGUGAAUACAUAAAUUUAAUCAACGGGAGGCUCGAAUGACAGAUGCAAAAUAAAUGCUUUAUCACUUUUCAGCCACCAUUUUAAAAAUCAUUUUUUUCAACCUGUAAACUUUUACUACAUCAGCAUCAGGCUUAAACAACAAAUACAACACAAGCUCAACAGCCUUCCUAUAAAGCAUAUUUUUUUUUGUAAAAAUGUAUUACUCAUCCCAUAGUUCUAACAUGGGUACAUUGAUAAGACGCUUUAAAGUAACUGAACAUUCCUUUAUGGAAAACUUACAAAUAUUUAGAAAGGCAAACCACUCAGAAUUUACCCUUAGCUAAAUUGUCCUAAGCAGGCUUUAAGAUAUUCAACAGAAAAAAAUUAUAUUUUAGCAGUGCUAUGAGCUGUACGCCUCGUUCACCCCUUUAAAUUCCACCUGGAGGGAUUGUAGUUGAGGGUACAAAAAAGCAUCAAGUCCUUAAAUUGCAAAGCUGCCUCAUUUUGGGUUUAAAAUCAUCGUUUCUUGUUGUGCGUGCCAAGACGCAAGAUGGACGAACUCGGAAAGGGAGGGAGAGAAAAACAA